ACACUGCAUGACACAUGUGCUGCUUCCUUUUCCAGCGGUAACUGGUCAGGAACCCGACAAGAAGCAUUUGAACAAGAGCUGCUUUCUCCUGGUCUCUGCCCAGUUCUUCCAGCUGUUCUGCUCCAUCCAUCUUUGGACUGUGUCUAGGGAAACGAGACUGCAAGUACAAAACAAGAGGGGGGAGCCUUUCUGAAUGCAUAAAAGAUGACUUCCCAUAACAGUACAACAUCUCCUCCAUCUGCAAAUAUUGAAAGCUCUCCAGCAGCAGCUGAUAUUGGAGUCAUUGGAGGUGUCAUUGCUGCUGUGGCUCUUGUUUUGAUUUGUCUCUUGGUAGUGAUGCUACACUACAUGUACCGGCACAAGGGCACCUACCACACCAAUGAAGCAAAGGGAACCGAAUUUGCUGAAAGCGCAGAUGCAGCUUUGAAAAAUGACCCUACCCUUCAAGAAGCCAUGGAUGAGAGCCGGAAAGAAUAUUUCAUCUGAGAGCAAAGGCAGCCCCACUGAGACACACUUAGUAAGUCUCUCCUUCUCAAGGGAAUCGAUCAAAGGCACUAUAUCAAAAAGCACCAGGAUAUGAAGAUUGCACAGAGGAAAACAAGAGGACUAAUUGAAAUAUUGCUGUUUGCCCUCAAGAAGAACUAAACACCAGGUCCUUGGCUGUUUAUUUGAUUUGAUUAGCAGCACAGCUCAAUUCAAUAGCAGAUCAAGAGAAACGAAAAUAAAUCUCAGGAUAAGUGAUUAACUGGAAGCAGAUAAUAACAUCAAAUGUCAAACCUUGACAUUUGGCAAAAAUAGCAAGUGCCAAUGGAAAACAUCCUCAUAUCCAUUGAUCCGUGCUGCAUGGUUACCAUACCUGAAAAGGAAGUUUAAGUCACAACAAAACAAAUGUGAUGCAUAAAACUAGAUUCUGGCAGAAGGCCUACUAUCUUGUUUUCCUAAACAUGCAUAAACUAGUCACUGUGAAAAAAAAAAUGCAGAUACCACCCCCCAAGUAACAAAACAGCAUUAUAUCCUGAAUUUUGCAAAAAAACACAAACACUGUGGGAAAAUCU
Molecule: messenger RNA, 1055 nt
Organism: Sphaerodactylus townsendi
Lineage: Eukaryota; Metazoa; Chordata; Lepidosauria; Squamata; Sphaerodactylidae
Gene: GYPC
Product: glycophorin C (Gerbich blood group)
Exons: 3
Coding region: 205-486 (93 amino acids)
Cellular component (GO): cortical cytoskeleton; membrane
Source: RefSeq, a predicted model, not a curated record